UAAUUUUUCAGUUGUCGUGUUUACGUCUCUUCAGAGGCUCUGUCACUUAUGUUGCCUUUGGCCAUAGAAAACGUGUAACCGUUAGCUGUCGAGCCCACUGGGCCACUCACCCCGUACCAUUGUGAUAUAGUUUCUCAAGAUGAUGUAGGUAAAACUGAACUUCGCGUAAUCUACGGUGUCAGCCCGUCUUGAAACCCUUGAUGCCGUGCGGAUGGCCGUGGAGCUGCAGGCGACGGACUCGGUCAUUGACUUUACCAUCAAGAUAUUGCUUCUGGGUGACUCUGGGGUGGGUAAGACCAGCUUGCUCACUCGGUUCGCUCACGACAGCUUCGACGAAAAGGUGGCUUCCACCAUCGGCGUCGAUUUCGCGGUGAAGAAGCUCUCUGUGUACGACAAGCGCGUGAAGCUGACUGUUUGGGACACUGCUGGCCAGGAGAAGUUCCGCACCCUCACCAGCACCUUUUACCGGGGCGCGAAGGGGAUCAUACUGGUGUACGACGUGUCGCGACCCGACACGUUACGACACCUGGAGGAGCAAUGGAUGCGAGAGCUGGAGCUGUACGGCACUGAGGCGGAUGCCGUACGCAUGGUGGUUGCUAACAAGGUUGACGUGGGCGACGCGCGGCGGGUGUCCUGGCACGAGGGCUCUGACUUUGCUCGGCGACACGGGUGUUUGUUUGUGGAGACAUCCGCAAAGACCAACAUCGCGGUGGCCAACGCGUUUGAGGAGCUGGUGCUCAAGAUCCUCGAAACGCCAUCACUCCUGGAGGAUGCUGGCGCGCAUUCCGGAACUGUACGGCUAGACAGCUUACAAAGUGGGUACGGCGUGUACGACUACUGCUACUGCUGA
Molecule: messenger RNA, 850 nt
Organism: Volvox carteri f. nagariensis
Lineage: Eukaryota; Viridiplantae; Chlorophyta; Chlorophyceae; Chlamydomonadales; Volvocaceae
Product: RabC/Rab18
Exons: 6
Coding region: 212-850 (212 amino acids)
Molecular function (GO): GTPase activity; GTP binding
Source: RefSeq, a predicted model, not a curated record